CGGCAAGCACUUCUUGAAGUCUUUCUCCUACUUCGACCUCGAAGCCCACGCUUGCUGGCAAGGCUCCUUCAAUCAAGGACCUCUAUAGAUAUUUGUUUAGAGUCUCAUAAAAUAUUAGCGAUGUCGCAUCUAGCACCAACUGGCAAGUGGGACGCAAGAUACCUUGGCCCUGUCCCUCACGACUCUUCAUACUAUGCCAAGUGCAUGCUCGGUGGUGUUCUUGCGUGCGGUAUCACUCAUGCUGGUAUCACUCCUCUUGACGUGGCCAAGUGUAACAUGCAGGUAAAUCCUGCAAAAUACAAGGGUCUCACGUCUGGUCUUGCGACUCUGCUUCGUGAGGAGGGUCAGACCGGUAUCUGGAAAGGCUUUGGUCCCACCUUUGUCGGUUACUCGUUACAAGGCAUGUUCAAGUACGGUCUUUAUGAAGUGUUCAAGGACCAGUACAUGAACUUGGCUGGCGAAGAGCUUUCUAACAAAUACAAGCCCGCCAUCUGGCUCGCUGGUUCUGCAUCUGCAGAGGUCUUCGCUGACAUCGCCCUUUGCCCUCUCGAGAUGACGAAAGUCAAGAUCCAAACCAGCCCCAGCGGCACGUUCCCUACGGCCUUUGGUGCUGCCCUCGCGGAGAUGAGCAAGACCAAGGUUGAGACCCGCUACCCCUUUGGCUCCCUUGUUCCCCUCUGGUCCCGUCAGAUCCCUUACACCAUGGCCAAGUUCUUCUUCUUUGAGAAGAUUGUCCAGGUCUUCUACACUCGCGUUUUCACCGAACCCAAGGAGUCUUAUGCCAAGACCACUCAACUCGGAGUCACUUUUGCUUCUGGUUACCUCGCUGGUGUUGUCUGCGCUAUUGUCUCCCACCCGGCUGACUCCGUCGUCUCUCUCAUGGGUAAGCCUGCAAACAAGGGCAAGAGCAUUGGCACGAUCGCAUCAGAAACUGGUUUCGCCGCACUUGCAACCAAGGGUCUCGGCACCCGUGUGUUGAUGAUUGGUACUCUUACCGGCUUCCAAUGGUGGAUCUACGACUCCUUCAAGGCAUCGAUGGGUCUCGGCACCACUGGUGGCAAGUAAACCGCUUACUUGUCUGCAUUUGUAGUGGAUGUGGUAGUCAGUGCCCACAUCCCCUCCUUGAUUCGCUCGUCUAAUUUAUUACGCAGGAGGACGCUCGACAGAUCGUUUCUGGUAGUAUACAGUUAGUUUACAUUCAUUCCCUUGUGAUCCGUAUUGCUAUCCAUUUACCCCGUACAACCCGUAUACUCCUUGCCAUGCAAUAGAUCACGAUCACCUUACGACAAUACCACUGCAUGCUCUUUAGAGGUCUGCACCUGAGGGACCGGCUUUGCUAC
This is a messenger RNA of Suillus discolor, 1340 nucleotides long. Its product is annotated as mitochondrial carrier domain-containing protein. The coding region runs from base 121 to 1065 and encodes 314 amino acids. The record is from RefSeq and is a predicted model, not a curated record. Gene Ontology annotation, cellular component: mitochondrial inner membrane. Gene Ontology annotation, biological process: mitochondrial phosphate ion transmembrane transport. Gene Ontology annotation, molecular function: phosphate transmembrane transporter activity. NCBI's taxonomy places the organism in Eukaryota, Fungi, Basidiomycota, Agaricomycetes, Boletales, Suillaceae. The transcript has 5 exons.